AUGAAGCCUCAUUUAAACACUGCUGACGCCAAACCUGUCAACACGAUUUCAGCAGUGAAAUCCAUCCUUAGUCAGACGGAGGCGACGGAGGAGACUAAGAGCCUCAUUCGACACCAAGUGUCGUCUCCCCUAAUGGCCCACAGGCCGCGGGAAGUGCUUUCCAUGGUCGAACAUAAUGCGCUUAGAGAACUCAAGGCCGACAAAGACCCGGUCAUCGUGCCAGCGGACAAAGGGCGCGCCACGGUUGCACUGGACAGGACAGACUACCUUCAAAAAGCCAGAGGUUUACUGGAGGACCGACAGUUCUAUGUCCCAUGUGCAACUAACCCUUUAAAAUCGCUGAGACGCGAAAUUAAUGCUACGUUUUUGUCCUUGGAGAACUCAGGUGCAAUAACACCGAUCGACAGGCGCAUGGCGAGACCCCAAGAUACGGCUUUGGCCCGAUUCUAUGGCCUCCCUAAAGUGCACAAAGACGGCGCUCCUCUCCGACCCAUCGUAUCGCUCAAAGGGACUCCAACGUACGGACUGGCUAAGUGGCUGUUCCGGUGUCUCAAGUUCCUGACCGCUGAGUCAGACACCACGGCCUCUUCGCCAGCAAAAUUCCUGGAGAAACUCAAAGGGGUAGGCCUCCAUCCAAAUGAGGUCAUGAUAUCUUUUGAUGUUACAUCCCUUUAUACUUCUACUCACCAGGACUUGGUGAUCGAGACAAUCAAGCCGCUUCUACAAAGCAAAUACGAUGAAACGGAGAACCGUCUUGGACACGCCCAAGCUCUUCAGCUCCUGUCUCAGGACGUACUUCACGUUCGACGGGACAAUCUACGAACGGGUAAAGGGCACACCAGUGGGUUCGUCGAUUUCGGUUAGAGUCACUGGUCUUCCAACACCACAGACCAAAGUUCUGGACCCGGUAUGUGGACGAUAUCUUCGUCGUCCUCGAACGGGAUCAGGUGCUGACAUUCAAAGAACAUCCCAACGCCAUCUUCCUGGACAUUCAAUUUACGAUGGAGGAGGAAGAGAACAAGCAGCUGGCCCUCCUGGAUGUCCUCGUAUGCCGCAAGGAUUGUGGUGGACUAAAGAUCAAAGUGUUCAGGAAAGCGACAAAUACGAUGCAAGUACUGAACUUCAACAGCAACAACCCAGUCAGCCACAAACGCAGUUGUGUAAGGACGCUCUAUCGUCGUGUCGCAACGCACUGCAGUGAACCGGAAGACAAGAUUGCUGAACAACAAUACCUCCAAUGGGUCAAGAAAGUCAAUGGCUAUCCACGCAACUUCGUCAGCCGGUGCAUGCGCAAACUAGACGAGUGA
Messenger RNA from Spirometra erinaceieuropaei, 1307 nucleotides. NCBI's taxonomy places the organism in Eukaryota, Metazoa, Platyhelminthes, Cestoda, Diphyllobothriidea, Diphyllobothriidae. The record is from the annotation of a GenBank genome assembly.